AAUACUAAAAUGUUUCGAAUUUGCAUUGCAUAAUUAUUUAUACAUAGGUACUACAUUUUAAUAUACGGAAUUUGUGUUACUACUUGGUAUCAAUUCAAAUUAAUAUUAUUAUUAAAAAAACGAAAUGUUGUCCAGACAAAGUUUCAGGAAGAGUGCUUUAUUUUUAAGAUAUUACAGCGAAAAAGCUGGUUCAAAUCAGUUUCAGGGCUCGAGUGAGACUACUACUCAGUCAUCUUCAAAAAUGAAUGUUCCAGGAUUGAGCUCAGCAGUUAUCCAUAUGUCAUCCCAACCAGUAGGUCCUGGAGUAGACCCAAACAAAAAUGGACCAUAUAAAGUUCCAGAAUAUUUCUGCUAUGAUAACAUGAGUUUUUUUGAAGCUGAAAUUGAAAUGGCCAAAUAUAGACUGCCACAGCCGUCGGCUAUUAAAAAAUAAUUCAAUUUAAUUCGAAAUUUAUGUUUUAGUCCAUUGUUAAAUAAUUUGAUCAAGUUAUUACAUCAUUAGACUUAUAA
Molecule: messenger RNA, 510 nt
Organism: Leptidea sinapis
Lineage: Eukaryota; Metazoa; Arthropoda; Insecta; Lepidoptera; Pieridae
Gene: NdufV3
Exons: 1
Coding region: 125-433 (102 amino acids)
Cellular component (GO): mitochondrion
Source: RefSeq, a predicted model, not a curated record